CAAGUGGACUUUACCUUAUCUUUUCAGAAGGAAUCCUACAAACUCCAAAUGGAUCUCGACAAUCUCAUGAAGGAUGGUUCACAGAGGGAGCUCCUAUAGCUAUGGUAGACAAUGGAAUGCUGUCUACCUUACGGUCGGAAUGUCCGCUAUUGGAAAAUGGAACCCUUACAACUACGGGCCAUCGUAAUACUUUUCGCGAUGUCAACGCUUUUUGGAAUAAAAUUGAACUAAAUGAACAGCUACAGGAUCAGUUACAGGCUGCAGAGGUUGAAGCUACUAGUUCGUUAAUAAGUAUCUCCACAAAAACUCUUACAACAACAAUUGGAAACAUUCACUCGGCUAUUAAAAAUGUUAACGAUACAUUGACAAUAACAGGAGCAGAAAAUACCAAAAAACGACCAGCUGAAGAGCAUUCUCCUGUUAUUAUACCUCAUCCCAACCUUCGCAAUACCACUCCUCCUCCAUGUUAUAACAGCAGGGAUAAUUCUUUUGAUGAUUACAAUGAAGAAUCAACUGAGGCCUCUCCAGAUGAUGAUGAGAAUGAAAAUGCAUCAAUUGAGAUUCAACAUUUUAUCUCAAAGAUGGAAAAUGCAAAACAUCGUCUUUUUGAUUAUCGUAUUGUUAAUAUCUCUGAAAAAAAUUUAGUUGAUCCAAUAAACAAAGUCUUCUCGAGUGAUGAUAAGGAAAGAAUGAGAAAAAUAUGGGAAAAAAAAAAGAAUACAACGCGUAGGUCAAAAUGGGAUAAGAGUAUCAAGCCUCUAAUAAACAAGUAUGCUUCCGCCAUUGAAGUGAAGUCGGAUUCGGUUUUUGAUGAUGAUGUUCGGCAACAGUCAACAAGAGUUGUUUUCGAAAUACCAUUUGAUAAUGAAUUUGAUUUCAAAAGACAUUAUGAUAUGUUAUGGGUACAGGAUGUUUAUCGUAGAUUCAUAUUUUUGUUUGCAUCACCUUUCAAUAUACUUCGUGAUGCGAAUACACAGGAGAUAGCUUACAGAGAAUCAUUUGUCAAUCCUUUAAUCCCAAAAGCAUUUGACGAUCUGAAUGAUAAGAUUAGUGGAGAGAUAGAAAGUACCAUCCGUAAACAGCACCGAAAUCAAACAAGAGGCCAAAAGCCUCGAGUUAGUCUUGGAUCAAAACAUGACGGUAUCCUAAAGAUUUAUAUGAAUGCAACUGAAAUGGAAAUCGGAUUUUUAGAAGUGGUAGGAAAUGCAAUAGAUGUAGAUCUUACAGGAUAUUAUGAAGAUAUGGAAAAAUUAUUCAAAGCAAUGCAUAUAUCAAUUUUUUACCAACGUCAACAUCACUUAAGACGUAAUGCAACAAAAGAACAAAUCCUAUGUGUUCAAAGCUUUGAGCGUGAGAUGACAAUAUAUACAAUGCACCAUGCUAAAGGUGGCUUGCACAUAGUAGAUAUUCUCACAAAUUUUACAAUCCCAGAUAACAAGGACCAAGCGUAUGUGAUAGAUGAAAUCAUAGAAAAAGUGUAUUUUUUCAAGUUGCAAGAAAUAUCACGAAAGACACAAAAAUAUUCCCCCUCUGACGAAAAUCCAUUGGAAGCGUCACCAUCCAAAAGAUCAACACGACAAGCAUGA
Molecule: messenger RNA, 1586 nt
Organism: Entrophospora candida
Lineage: Eukaryota; Fungi; Glomeromycota; Glomeromycetes; Entrophosporales; Entrophosporaceae
Source: the annotation of a GenBank genome assembly